AUGGAACUCCCCUUUGUCUCCGAGACAACCGGCCGACAGCCCCGGGCCAAUUCCUCCUGCGCCGAAUGCAGACGUCGUCGAGUCAAAUGCGAAGGCCAGACCUUUCCCUGUCGGCAAUGCGUCUACUACCUCGUUCCACAUCUCUGCCAUUAUCCUGCUAGGAAAAAAAGACACAAUGUAUCUAUAAAAUCUCACGCCGAACUUACCGAGAGUUACGCCAAGGCCCGGAAGGUCAUCGAAGCGUUGUUCCCCUCCAGCUCACUCGAGGAACUCUCCAGCAUGAACCGUCAGCAGUUGCUGAUACGACUGCAAGCUUCCAAGGCACCUCCACCUGCUACCGACACCGAGCCGCAGGAUCAUCUGCAGGUUUUGGAACCGUCUGUGGAACAAAACUUCACUUGGGAUGAGGUAUCCGAGACCGAAAGCGAGACGUCGCGCGUAGCAGACGAUGUCAAUGGACUUGCCUUCUCACGACAAUCGCUCAAUGCUUCAUACUUAGGUAUAUCCUCGGUCCCUACUAUUCUGAAAGUCAUCGCCCAUCUCUCUCCUCAUGUCCAGCAACGAGUUCCUAAGGGUCCCGAAGCUUGGCGGAGUCCAUCAACCUUGGCUGCUAGUCCAGGUGACAUGGCCUGCCUGCAAGUAGAUGAGAUACCGCUUAUAAACGCCUACUUCAGCCACGUCCAUCUCGUCAUCCCAAUGGUAGACGAAGCCGACUUUCGUCAGCGAUAUCUCCAAUCCAAUACGGAAGAUGAUGAAGCUGGUCCAUGGCUCGCUCUGAUGAACAUGGUGCUAGCUAUGGGCUCAAUGGCGUCAGACUCGAUGCACUUCAACGCGCAUAACCCUUUUUACAAGCGAGCUCUGCCUCAUCUAAACAUCAACUCUUUUGGUUCCGGUCACCUUUAUAUGGUACAAGCAUUGGCUCUGUAUAGUGGAAUGGUGCUUCACUUUCUCAACAAACCGAACAUGGCGGUUGCUGUCAUGGGAGCAACCCUGCAGAUGGCCGUGGCAAUGGGCUUGCAUAGGGUUCAGGCUUCGCAGCCCUCUACGAAUGCAGCCUGCCAUCCCGCUAAUGGCUCGACAGCCACGCGGAUACGUACUUGGUGGUCUAUACUGUGUCUGGAUACGUGGGCUUCGUCCACUUUGGGGCGCCCUAGUCACGGAUAUUGGGACCCAGCUAUAACACUGACCUCGCCCAUGUCAGCCCUCCAAGAUCUGGAUUACGGAACCAUAUCCCUCGCCGCCAGUGAAAAGUUUUGUAGGAUUGCUACCCGGGCACAACAGCGGCUCGCCCGAUUACCUCUGAUCAGCCCCGACGAAGUUGACGAAUUCGACCGCGAGCUUAUUGUAUGGAAAGACUCGUUACACAUGUUUCUGGCUCACCGUGAGCAAUGUCCGCCAAGUGUCAAUACUGCGCGAGCGAUUCUUUGGUGGCGAUGGAUCACAACUCGACUCACACUUUACCGCCCAGGUUUAUUGAUCACAGCGCUGCGUCAGAAGCCAUGGGGUCAAGACAAUACCCGUGAAGCAGCCCAUGCACGAAAAUGUAUCCAGGUCGCAAAAGAGGGUGUAUAUCUAAUGGCCCUAGAUUGGGUUCCGAACCAGUUCCUUUGUUGGAACAGCGCCUGGAACGUUUUUCAGGUGGCAUUGGUUCUCGUUCUAGGGCUGAUAUCUGACAAACAAGAAGCAGAUAAGUUGGAGUGUUACGGAUCCCUGUGCCAGGCGAUUGAAUUAUUUGCUCAGAUGGAGCCGCUUGACGCUGGUUGCACUCGCAGUCGAAAGCUUCUUCAAGGCCUGCUGGAUAAUACCAAGGGUGCUGAGGAAAACACUGCCUCCCCUAUACCUGAAGGGUUGGAUUCUUUUAUACUUGACUAUCUCGGUACAGAUUUAGUUUGGGAAGAUAUGGAUUGGCUAGGAUACCUCUAA
Messenger RNA from Fusarium fujikuroi IMI 58289, 1923 nucleotides. Its product is annotated as related to lactose regulatory protein. Gene Ontology annotation, biological process: DNA-templated transcription; positive regulation of transcription from RNA polymerase II promoter by galactose. Bases 1 to 1923 code for a protein of 640 amino acids. The transcript is spliced from 3 exons. The record is from RefSeq and is a predicted model, not a curated record. Gene Ontology annotation, cellular component: nucleus. Gene Ontology annotation, molecular function: zinc ion binding; RNA polymerase II cis-regulatory region sequence-specific DNA binding; DNA-binding transcription factor activity, RNA polymerase II-specific. Lineage: Eukaryota; Fungi; Ascomycota; Sordariomycetes; Hypocreales; Nectriaceae.